AGCUUCUGGCGGCCCAACUGGACUUGGCGUUGCGCGGGUCAAUCUGCUAGAGGAGCGCAGGGCCCUAAACGGGUUCACGAACAGAAAUUUGGACAGGAUAUUUGGUGCCAGGAACCAAAAGCCAGUCUGCUGAAUUAUUGUCCCAGUCAUUACAAUUCCUUCGAGUCUCUCCGAAGGUCUGUGGGUGCGCCCAGGUGCCAGCCCCGGGGAGGCACACCUGGAAGCCAUUUUCAAGAACUUUUGCCUCAGGUGUAAAAGACUCCAGACCUUCAAAGAUGCUGAAACAGAUACUAUCAGAGAUGUACAUAGAUCCUGAUCUGCUGGCAGAGCUCAGCGAAGAACAGAAACAGAUCCUGUUCUUCAAGAUGAGGGAGGAACAGAUCCGCCGAUGGAAAGAAAGAGAAGCAGCAAUGGAAAAAAAGGAGUCCUUGCCAGUGAAAUCCAGACCAAAGAAAGAGAACGGCAAAUCUGUUCAUUGGAAACUGGGAGCUGAUAAGGAAGUCUGGGUCUGGGUGAUGGGUGAACACCAUCUAGAUAAACCCUACGAUGUUCUCUGUAAUGAAAUUAUUGCUGAGAGGGCCCAGCUGAAAGCAGAGCAGGAAGCAGCAGAGCUCAGAAAAACUCAGUCCAAAGAAUUUGCCAAUAGCUUGAAAAUGAAAUCACAGUACUAUGAUCUGCAAGCACCAGACACCCGGGAGAUGCGGAAUAUCUAUAAGAAAGCAGCAGAAGAGGAGGAGCUGGAGAAAGGCUCUAGGCCGGCACCACCCCUUGAACCAGAGAAAAUUCCAUCACUCUCCAGUUCCUCAAGAAACAUUCAACAAAUGUUGGCAGAUUCUAUCAGUCGUAUGAAGGCAUAUGGAUUUCACCAGAAGAAAGAAUCCAUGAAGAAAACACAAGAUGAGGAACUAAAACAAAUAGAUGAGGAGAAAACCAAGCAGAUUUAUAAAAGCUGGAAAGAAGAUUCAGAAUGGCAGGCAUCUUUGCGAAAAUCCAAAGCAGCUGAUGAGAAGAGGCGCUCUUUGGCUAAACAAGCGCGGGAAGACUACAAGAGGUUAUCCCUGGCAGCUGAAAAAGGAAGAAGCAGUGAGGGACCACAAAGCCCCCCAAGCGUCCCACAGAAACCAAGAAGACCCCCCCUUCCACCCAAGCCUCAGUUCCUAACCCCAGCGGGAUACCCUCGAAAGCUUCUUAGAAAUCAGGGAGUGACGAGGAUGGCAUCCAGCUCUGCUCAGGAGGACAUCAUUCAGUGGUUUAAAGAGGAGCAGCUGCCUCUGCGAGCAGGCUACCAGAAAACCUCCGACACCAUAGCUCCCUGGUUCCAUGGAAUCCUUACAAUAAAGAGAGCAAAUGAACUUCUGAGCACAUGUGUGCCAGGCAGUUUUCUGAUCCGAGUCAGUGAGAGGAUCAAGGGCUAUGCCCUGUCCUAUCUGUCUGAGGAUGGCUGCAAACAUUUCCUCAUAGAUGCCUCUACGGACUCCUACAGCUUCCUGGGUGUGGACCGGCUGCAGCAUGCCACGCUGGCGGAGCUGGUGGAAUAUCACAAGGAGGAGCCCAUAACGUCCCUGGGGAAAGAGCUCCUUCUGUACCCCUGUGGUCAGCAGGACGAGCCGCCCGACUACCUGGAGCUCUUUGAGUGACAGCCUCCCUCGUGUCACCCUGAACCCUCCAGCUGGGCUUUCCUCUGGACAAACAUCGCAGAAAUAGACAUUUGUGUGAAGCCAAAGCCACCCUGCCGCAGAGCCAGUGCUGAUCCGCUGGAGGCAUCCUUGGAGCCCCACGGAUGUCUCUCUUCUGCACAAAUGCUGGAGUUUAAUGUUAAAAGAAAAUUGCCUCUGCAGCACAUGCACUCCGAAAGUAAAAGGGAGAUGAUUCCCAAUUUCAGCAACUACCUAACAUGAAGGACACAGCCCUAAUGCCGUAUAUAAAAUGAACAAAGAAGAAAUUGAGGCAUUACUUCAAAAACCAGUAGCUCAUGUGAACUAUUUCAUGACCGAUGCACUCCCUCUUUGCGUCGUUUUGAAAUGUCUCAGGAUUGUGCUUAAUUAAAGUUCCAUGUUGGCUUUGAGGAACUGGCAGGAAAGCCUUUUGGUGACCAGAACAACCCCACAAACACCGUCAUUUAUUAGGCAUGUUGGAGCCAGGAUGCAAAAGACACAGAAGAACAAAAGUUGGGAAUGGAGGUUGAAUGAGGACUUAAAAAUGUAGGAGAGGCUUAUCAUGUAAAGAAAUAUCGCAGAAUGCAGGGGCGUGAGCAGACGUGUGCGAGUGUGUUUCCCUGGGCAGGACGGCGCUUGCCCUGGCUACCUUGUGUCCAUCCAGGAGCGCACCAAGCAGGAUGAAGUGUGAGGGGUUAAUCGGUGGGAUUGGACCAGAACAGAAUAGUGAGCUGUGUGAGUACUACUUGUUGUGGGUCGAAUAGUGUCCCCAGAAAGAGAUGUUGAAGUCCUAAGCUCUAUACCUGUGAACGUGACCUUCUUUGGGAAUAGGGUCUUGGCAGAUGCGAUCAAGUUAGGAUGGUUCAUACUGGAUUCAGGUGGGCCUUCAGUCCAAUGACUGGCAUCCUUAGCAGGAGAGAAGGGAUUUGGAAACAGACAUGCCGAGGUGAGGCGGCCACGGGACGACAGAGGCCAGAGGCGGAGGCUGGAGACAUGCAGCCACAGCCAGGGAGUGGCAGGCAGUGCUGGAGACCCCCAGCCGCUAGGACAGCAGUAUGGAACAUGCUCCCCCCCACCCCCGGAGCCUUGGAAGGGAAUGUGGCCCUGCUGACACCUUGGUCUCAGACUUCUGGCCUCCAGAAGUAAGAGAAUAAACUUCUGUCCCCCUAAGCCUCCGAGUUUGUGGUAAUUUGUUAGAGCAGCCCCGGGAAAGGAGCACAGAAGGUCAUGUAACUGUGGAAUGUGAAGUGCAUUACGUACCAUUUGUUGCUUCACAGUCUGCCUUUCUGAUAAUGUAGGAAAAAGGGGAGAUGAGAGUAACCUCCCAAGUGGGACACAGAUUUGCUCAGCCAGGAAUCCCCUGCCCCACUGCAUCCCCUCCGCCAGCCUGCAGCCCAGCAGGGGCGCCGGCCUCCCCUCCGGGCAGCACCCAGCACCGGAAUGCAAGGACAGGGCGCUCUGAGCCACGGGUUCUCCUGCGGAGAUGGAGACGUCCCUGUACUUCAGGCCUUCUCCCUGUGUCCGCGACCCUCCAGAAGAGGCAGGGGUUGCCUGUGAGGUAGUUGGUUGUGUAAAAUGUAUGAGAGAGAGUGUGGGGUCCAUGUGUCUGUGUGUGAGUGUGUAUGGGUGCACACAUGUGCUUUCAUGAGAAAGGUUUUAAACACAGAUCAUUGUAAAGCAUUACUUGAAAUGUCGCGUGUGUUUGUAUGGUCUGAGAGACAAGUGUCAUUGAGAGUCUUUGGCUUUCAUUACUGUGACUCAACAGCCAUGUCCUUAUAGACUUGCAAAGAUAGCACAGGACAGGAAGUCACAAAGUUCUAUUCUGUCCGCAUAUCUUCCCACCAUUAGCUUUCUGAACUUCAGUUUCACUUCUAAUAAAAAAGCACAUUUUUUAAAAUU
Suricata suricatta (meerkat) is the source of this 3554-nucleotide messenger RNA. It is a transcript of the gene SH2D4A, whose product is annotated as SH2 domain containing 4A. Bases 276 to 1637 code for a protein of 453 amino acids. Gene Ontology annotation, cellular component: cytoplasm. The record is from RefSeq and is a predicted model, not a curated record. Lineage: Eukaryota; Metazoa; Chordata; Mammalia; Carnivora; Herpestidae. The transcript has 10 exons. Gene Ontology annotation, molecular function: phosphatase binding.